AUGUCAAAUCCAUCAUGGGAAAAGGGCCAAAUUGACCUAGCUGUUACGAACGUGAUGGAAUGGCUUGAACACCAGUCAACGCCAACUGGCUGUUUAUUGUUGACAAAGUUGAGGAUCAUUCUAUGGGGGGGGGUAGCUACGAUUUUGAAAAUUACUACCAGAUGCAGAUUACGGGUCGGUUUUGAUCACAAAACGCACAAAUACAAUCCAAGAUCGAGAGAUAUUUCAAACCUACUAGUUGUGGAAAGCCCGUUAAACUUCCUGGGUGAUGUCUUACAAAUUAAUCCACUCAUUAACAAGGCAGCUCCAAAUUUGCUCCUUCUAUGGGCCUUUCUCGACUACCAGGAUCUUUGGUAUGGUCAUUUGCACCCCGCCAGCCGAAUUUCGGAGGCCGUGGCAGGAUACCUUGCUAAGUGGCUAGAUGGCCUUCCAAUGAGUGAAAUUAAGUUCCUUGAGGCGAUCAAAAUUUUACAAAGCUAUGCUCUUAUGGAAAAUGUGGAAGGAUUGACGGUCAAUACUAUUCAUCUUGUUCUUCACAGAUCGGGGUCCCUCGUUCAAGAUGAAUAUCGAAGGGGGAACUGUGUAGAGCUUGCAGCGAUCGCCGUUGUGAUGGCUCUGCCAAAUGACACGAAAUUUUUUUAA
Paracoccidioides lutzii Pb01 is the source of this 642-nucleotide messenger RNA. RefSeq lists its product as hypothetical. The coding region runs from base 1 to 642 and encodes 213 amino acids. The record is from RefSeq and is a predicted model, not a curated record. The transcript has 3 exons.